Molecule: messenger RNA, 387 nt
Organism: Alternaria rosae
Lineage: Eukaryota; Fungi; Ascomycota; Dothideomycetes; Pleosporales; Pleosporaceae
Exons: 1
Coding region: 88-351 (87 amino acids)
Source: RefSeq, a predicted model, not a curated record
AAAUUCCCGGCAAAAAGACGGUGGCAUGGCGUAAGACUGGCGGCCUUGUUGUACCUGCAUUCGUUUGUCUAGGCGGUUAUCAGAAAUAUGCUUGUGUACUUAUGUAUUUAUUCUCAAGGCAGAAGAAAGAGGACACUGUAUCCUCUACUUGCUUUGCUAUGGGUGUGCAGGCAAUACGACCCUGUUGUUGAAGUGCAAGGAUUUAACCGUUCCUGCGUCAUUCCGUGCGGAGGUGGCUUUCCUCCUCUGGAAGGAUCUGGCGACUCGGUCUGGGUCUCCAUUCAACUUCCUCGGCAGCAUGUGCUUGACCGCGCGCCGUUCAGCUGCUUUUGCGCAAUCCUGGAUCGAUGAAGCGGAGAACCCGGAAGAUCUGGGGAAACAAGCAUC